AUGUGCGACGAGCAACCCCAACAAGAGAAUGCGCUCAUUUCUGCUCAGAAUCAUGGAACGAUUCUGCUAAUGGUAGUCUGGUCACUUGCUUGCCUGCUGACUAUCGCGGUGGUCGCAAGAAUAAUCGUUCGAUACAGGUCAGGAAGUCACUAUCGUGUACCAUGGACCAACGACAUUGUGAUAUUCAUUACAUUCCUCUGUGCUCUGGGCAGCAUCAUCGUUACAUCCAUGGCUGUCAUGUCAGGCUUUGGUAAGAAAGGUUGUCUUUUGAGCGAUGGUGAGGUGGAACAGAUUCAGCUCAGGCUAUAUGUCUCCACACUAUUGUUCAUCCUAGUCGCGAGCAUAUCGAAAAUUUCGGCAUUGGUGUUUCUCUAUCGCCUGGCGGGAACUGCUCUGCGAAAGGCCAGUGUAAUAAUUACCAGCAUAUUGGCCGUGACGUGGACCAUCGUUGUUUUGUCUGGUAUGGUCUUCCAAUGUGAAUUGCCGACGCCUUGGAGGGUAUGGACCGGCAAAUGCAUUCCACUGGUACCAUUUUGGAUGACUAUGAACUCAGUUGAUACUGCCCUGGAGGCAGCUAUCUUCGCACACUUCGCAUGCAGCAUAUGGUGGCUGCGCAAGCCGUUUCAACAAAAGACACUUGCAAUAUUACUUCUUUCAUUACGAUUAAUUUUAAUUGCAGAAUCUGUCACUCGCCUCAUCUACCUUACACCAGCCUACGAUCGCGAUGCGGGUCCAACCUACUGGUCUUUACCCUAUCACAUCGCUACACAAUGCCACAUCGCGCUUGCUAUUUUCAUAGUCUGCACUCUUUACUUGAAGCCAUUCAUCAAGCUUCAACAAUCACGCUCAGAUACUCUCACGCCCAGAUCGGGACUCUCAAGACAAUGGUCAAGCACCACUAUCGGCGGCACUCCCUACGAGUCCGAGGACCCCUUCACAUCAAAUAUGACUGUUUCUAAAGAACCCCUGCCGUCUAUUCAGGCUAGCAUGUACAUGCCAAAAACGUCAAUCGCGACAGCAACUUUGCCCAAGCCUGAUAUUCUUUUGCCGGAUAAGCCGACGCCAAAACGGUUUGCCAAGCCACCGCCUAGACCGCCGCCACCAAGAGAGUCGCUACGUCCUGAUAUGAGCUUGUUCGUCAGAACGAACGGAUUUCGUUAG
Bipolaris oryzae ATCC 44560 is the source of this 1161-nucleotide messenger RNA. RefSeq lists its product as uncharacterized. NCBI's taxonomy places the organism in Eukaryota, Fungi, Ascomycota, Dothideomycetes, Pleosporales, Pleosporaceae. The record is from RefSeq and is a predicted model, not a curated record. The coding region runs from base 1 to 1161 and encodes 386 amino acids. The transcript is spliced from 4 exons.